AUAACUUCAGUCGAUUUAAGGGACUUCAAAAACGUGAAAGAACUGCCUGCACGUCAGUAGCAUAAUGACCUCCAAGAGUUAUGUUGCCAUACCUUGCCCAUCACAUCCUACCGUUAAUGUCGGGAAGGUUAUAAAAGCAGCACUUGAGGAGGACGCCGGUGACCGUGGAGAUGUCACCACGCUCGCGACGAUCCCGCCGGAAACACAGGCAGUAGCGACAUUCACAGCGAAGAGUGUCGGAAUCGUUGCGGGCUUCGGUAUUGCGGAUGAAGUUCUAGCGACGGUUGACCCCUCUGUUCAGGUGGAAUGGCGGGCUCGCGAUGGCGACCGAGUGGACCAGGGGCAGGUGCUGGGGGUACUGAGGGGCAGCGCCCGGGCAAUACUGGUGGCGGAACGGGUCAUGCUCAACUUUAUGCAGCGCAUGAGCGGUAUCGCCACCGCCACUGCCGCUAUGGUAUCAGCCCUGGAUGGGCUACCCACCAAGGUCUUGGAGACUCGCAAGACUGCGCCCGGUCUUCGUCUGCUGGAUAAGUGGGCAGUGCUUAUCGGCGGGGGCACCAACCACCGGAUGGGGUUGUACGACAUGAUGAUGAUCAAGGACAACCAUAUCGCGGCGGCAGGCGGUAUCCGGGCGGCGGUGCAGCGAGCAGAGGAAUACAUCAGGGACCAAGGUCUGGGGGAUUCCAUGAGCAUCGAGGUGGAGACGUCCACACUGGAAGAGGUGGACGAAGUAGUGGAGAUACUAAAGGCAACACGUGCUGCUGAAACCGCCGCCGCAGCCGUGACGACAGGCGAGUCCAGCGGCGACGGCGCUCCUGGUCCUGCUCCUCCUCCUGCUGCUGGCGCCGCACCUCACCUACGACGGGUUAUGUUGGACAACAUGGCCCGGAGGGACCCGACCAAGGAGGGGGGAGUGGAUGUGACUCUGCUGGCAGAGGCGGUGGGACGCAUUGGCGACCUGGCGGAGACGGAGGCCUCGGGCAAUGUGACACUGUCGUCCAUCCGUACCAUCGCCGCCACCGGUGUUACCUACGUCAGCGUAGGGGCCUUGACCCACUCGGUGACGGCGCUGGACAUCUCGCUCAACAUCGAGACGCAAUGA
Molecule: messenger RNA, 1102 nt
Organism: Volvox carteri f. nagariensis
Lineage: Eukaryota; Viridiplantae; Chlorophyta; Chlorophyceae; Chlamydomonadales; Volvocaceae
Exons: 9
Coding region: 65-1102 (345 amino acids)
Biological process (GO): NAD+ biosynthetic process; quinolinate catabolic process
Cellular component (GO): cytoplasm
Molecular function (GO): nicotinate-nucleotide diphosphorylase (carboxylating) activity
Source: RefSeq, a predicted model, not a curated record